CCUCGGCCUCUUCUCCGCGCGCUCCCUAUCCAGCUACAUGCGGAUCAUGUCCUCGGGGGCAUCCACGGCCGCAUCCUCCCUACGCUCCGCCGGAGCCUCGCUCGUCAACUCCAUCGCCACCCACGACGACGACGGGACACGCGACCAGGUACAAUGGGCUGGGUUUGAUAAACUUGAAUGCGGAGGUGACACACUGCGGCAGGUUUUGCUGCUAGCGUACAGAUCUGGCUUCCAAGUAUGGGAUGUUGAGCAUGCUGAUGAUGUCAGACAGCUAGAAUCCAGACACGAUGGUGCGGUUUCUUUCAUGCAGCUGCUAAAGAAACCAGUUGCCUCGAAGAGAGGCGAAGACAGAUUUGUAGAUUCACGGCCAUUGCUAGCCCUUGCUGGUGGUGGAACUAGCACAGGAAGUGGAAACAACAACGAUACCAAUGGCCCUGUCUUCAAUGGAACAAAUGGCACUCAGCAUAGUAUUGGCGGUGAAAAACUGCCUACCAUCCUUCGCUUUUAUUCACUGAAGGACCAUGCUUACGUCCAUUCAAUGAAGUUCAGAUCAGCCGUCUAUUCCAUUAGGUGCAGUUCUAGAGUUGUAGCUGUUUCUCAGGCUACUCAGAUACAUUGUUUUGAUGCUGCAACAUUGGAGCUGGAAUAUACACUUCUUACAAGCCCUAUAGUUUCACCGGUUUCAGGUUAUGGCCCACUUGGAUUAGGUCCUAGAUGGAUUGCAUAUUCUGGGAGUCCAGUUCCAGUUCCAAAUACUGGCCGUGUUAGCCCUCAACUUCUUAGUGUGUCUCCCUUAGUCCCAUCUCCUGGUUCAAACGGCAGUGUGGUGGCAUACUAUGCAAAAGAAUCAAGCAAGCAAUUGGCGGCUGGCAUUGUAACGCUCGGUGAUGUUGGAUAUAAGAAGCUUUCCAAGUAUUAUUCAGACCUAAAUGGUAGUGGUACUAUGAAGCAGGGGAACGGCUUCAAAGCAAAUGGAGUAACAAAUGGACAUACUAUUGACAGUGAAUAUGCUGGAAUGGUCAUUGUCCGAGAUAUUGUCUCUAAAUCAAUGAUAGUUCAGUUCAGGGCACAUACUAGUCCGAUUUCAGCACUCUGUUUUGAUCCCAGCGGAACUUUGCUCGUGACAGCUUCUAUUCAUGGCCGAAACAUCAAUGUUUUUCGCAUUAUGCCUUCUGUGGAUGGCAAUACAUCAGAAGAUGGUCCAAAUGGUACCUGUGUUCAUUUGUAUAAACUGCAAAGAGGCAUCACUAAUGCGGUCAUAAAAGAUAUCAGCUUUAGCGACGACAGUGAAUGGAUACUGAUUAGCUCGUCGAGGGGAACAAGUCAUUUCUUUGCAAUAUCUCCAUAUAGUGGAUCCACAAGCUUUCACUAUAGUGAUAACAGCCUUGCAGAAAAUAAUCAUAUAGUGGAUUCCAAAGUCAAGCAUGCUGCUCAUUGGUCACAAAACACACCUACCUCUCUGGGCCUCAGUCAGAAAAUGCUUUCUGUAUCAGGCCCCCCUGUAUCAUUGUCUGUUGUUAGUAGAAUAAGAAAUGGGAGUAACUUGUUGAAGGGUGCUGUCCAUGGUGCUGCAGCAUUUGCGACAGGUGUUUCCAGCCCAAUCGCUGGUGCUAUUGCUUCAACAUUUCACAACUGCAAGGGUGGAGUUCACUCAGAUGGCAGUUCACUUUGCAUGAAGUAUUAUUUGCUAGUGUUUUCCCCAUCUGGAAGUAUCAUACAAUAUGUUCUCCAUCACUCGGCUGAACAGGAUUCCGGAGUUGAUUUUCCUUCGGAUGCCGUUUCUUACGGAUCCCAAAGGGAAACUGAUACAAAGUUUGUUAUUGAAGCUCUUCAGAAGUGGGAUGUUUGUCAAAAGAGAAAUAGACGAGACACUGCUGAGAGUAAUUUAUAUAAUGAUUAUGAUAGUGGAGAAAAUAAUAAACUUUUCCAGAAAGUUGUCAGGAAAGGAAAUAGUAUCUACCCGUCCAAUAGUGCUGCUGUUGAAAGGCUGAAGCUUAGUGCUGAUGAAAAUCAUAAAUAUUAUAUUUCUGAGAGUGAACUGCAGACACAUGUUUUGCAAAUUCCGGUCUGGUCAAGAUCUGGGGUACACUUUCAAGUAAUAGGGGGCGGAACUUUGGAAGCAGACACCAGUGAUGAUAUUUCAGGGGAAACCGAAAUAGAAAAAGUCUGGACUCGUAAUAUAGAAUCAAGGUCAAAGAAUCUCACACCAGUCUUUGACUCUCUUCACACAUCUAGGUAUCAACAGACAAGGGUGAACAUGCCUGAUAGUAACAGAACUGGUUUGCUGCAGCGACAGAAGUCUGGAUUUUCAGCAGAUGGUAGACUCUCUCGCAGAAGCAGUUCUAGUUCUUUGGACUGCAUGUCUGAAGUUCCAAAUAGCGCUGAUGAUAACAGCUCUGGUCAAUAUUUAGUAGAAGAUAGUGCUGCUGCUGUAAAUAAGAACUCAAUUCUUAACCACCAAGCCGAGCUUGUAAAUAACACUGAGAGCCUGAACAUGGAGGCCCUGCUCGGAGUUGUAAAUAGCAAAGAGGAUUGUGUCGAUAGAGAGCUACUCCCAGACCUGUGAUAGUGACUGUUGUCAAAGAUGAUCACUGGUUACGGUCGUGAUGGAGGAGCUUCUUCAAUCGCCAAAGUCCUAUGCUUGUGUAACUGUUAUUCUUUCAUAUCUCCAUCCGGAGUUCUUGGCCUCUCUUGUAUACUGCUAUUUUUAUAUGCAUUCGUGGUGAGUUUACCGAUGAAAGGAUGAAGGGAGGUCGAAUUAUGGCCCUAUGGAUAUGGAAGCUCUAGUGAUGUAAAGUUGGGUUUUCUAUCUUGCAAGAAUCUGUACAUAACGAGAAUGCUCAUUACAUUUUCAAUAAUAGCUCUUAAUUUGUGAAUA
This is a messenger RNA of Lolium rigidum, 2878 nucleotides long. RefSeq names its product autophagy-related protein 18f. The transcript is spliced from 8 exons. The coding region runs from base 38 to 2566 and encodes 842 amino acids. Gene Ontology annotation, cellular component: cytoplasm. The record is from RefSeq and is a predicted model, not a curated record. Gene Ontology annotation, biological process: response to starvation; autophagy. Gene Ontology annotation, molecular function: protein binding. Lineage: Eukaryota; Viridiplantae; Streptophyta; Magnoliopsida; Poales; Poaceae.